Lichtheimia ornata is the source of this 312-nucleotide messenger RNA. RefSeq lists its product as uncharacterized. The record is from RefSeq and is a predicted model, not a curated record. Lineage: Eukaryota; Fungi; Mucoromycota; Mucoromycetes; Mucorales; Lichtheimiaceae. The transcript is spliced from 2 exons. The coding region runs from base 1 to 312 and encodes 103 amino acids.
AUGUCUUACUAUCCAUUGUACAACGUCAAUCUGUAUGGUUACGGUUAUCAAAAUCCUUUCUAUGGCCAGCUGUAUCCAUCCAUGACCCCACCUUAUUACUAUGGUGCAGCAGGGUACUAUCCUUCAUCAUACUAUGGCGGAUACUAUGGGGUGCCUUAUCAAAGGCCUGGUCUACUACGUGGAAUUAUGAACCGACUCCGUUAUGGAUCAUACUAUUACCCACCACCUUAUUACGACUAUGGACGAUACUAUCCAGAGAUGAAUCAAGUGAGCACGGUUAAAGAUCUUUGGAAGAGUAACGAGUAUUAUUGA